Messenger RNA from Pistacia vera, 2162 nucleotides. Its product is annotated as L-type lectin-domain containing receptor kinase IX.1-like. The record is from RefSeq and is a predicted model, not a curated record. The transcript has a single exon. NCBI's taxonomy places the organism in Eukaryota, Viridiplantae, Streptophyta, Magnoliopsida, Sapindales, Anacardiaceae. Gene Ontology annotation, molecular function: ATP binding; carbohydrate binding; protein kinase activity. Gene Ontology annotation, cellular component: plasma membrane. Gene Ontology annotation, biological process: protein phosphorylation. Bases 97 to 2070 code for a protein of 657 amino acids.
GUUGGGUGGGGUUUAAGCACGUGAAAACUUGUACUUCUAAAUAUUUAGAUCUCUGAGAGUGAAAUUUCAGAAGCCAUCUUAUCCUACCACUCAAAAAUGGCCAUCUCCAAUACGAAGAGGAUUCUUGUUAUUCAAUUCUUUGUGAUCAUCACCUUGUUAUUUUUAAAAAUUCCGGCUGCGAGUGCUUUAUCGUUCAACUUUUCUAGUUUCAGUUCUAAUCGGGAAAACAUGACAUACCAGAGAGCUUACCCACAAAACCAAGUUAUUUUACUAGCCUCAGGAAACGGCAUGUUUGGUCGGGCCACAUACUAUAAACCUCUGCGCCUUUGGGACAAUGCCACGGAAAAUCUCACAGACUUCACGACUCAUUUCUCUUUCAUUAUUGAUUCUGAAAACAGAAGUGCUUAUGGAGAUGGGUUGACCUUCUUUCUGGCGCCUCAAGUUUCAAUGAUUCCUGUGAACGCCACGAGAGGAGGGUCUUUUGGUCUUGCAAACGAUGAUGAGCGAUUAAAUUCAACCUCCAAUCCAUUUUUUGCUGUGGAAUUUGAUAUUUAUCAUAACCACUAUGAUCCACCUAGCAUCCGUGAACAUGUGGGUAUCGACAUCAACUCUUUGAAGUCUGUGAAAACUGUGGCAUGGUGGAGUGAUGUCAUGGGUGGAAGAAGAAAUGAGGCAUGGAUCAAUUACAAUUCUAGCACAAAGAAUUUGAGUGUUGAGUUCACUGGUUUUAGAAAUGGUACCAUUGUGAAGCAGCACCUUGAUUAUAAAGUCGAUUUGAGGCUUUAUUUACCUGAGUUUGUAACUUUUGGUUUCUCAGGGGCAACUGGAAAUGCAACUGCAACACAUACAGUUAACUCGUGGGAGUUCAGUUCAAGCUUGGAAGAUGGUAAUUCAACUAAUCCGCCAGUAAGCCCAAAUCUUGUUGACGGUAGGAAAAGCAAAACCGGGCUGGCUGUGGGAUUGGGUAUUGUUGGUGGUGUGUUGGUUGCCGGGUUGGUUUUGGUUCGGCUGGCUUGCUUUGGUAGGAAGAGAGAUGGGAAAGAUGAAGAAGAAACUAUGGAUAAUGAAUUUGAAAGAGGAACUGGACCCAAGAAGUUUUCGUAUGAGGAAUUAGCAAGCGCUACAGAUAAUUUUAAUGACGAAAACAAGUUAGGACAGGGAGGUUUUGGUGGGGUUUAUAGAGGAUUUAUGAAGGACACCAACUCUUAUAUUGCAGUUAAGAAGGUCUCCAAAGAGUCUAAACAAGGGAUAAAGGAGUAUGCAUCAGAAGUGAAAAUCAUUAGUCGAUUGAGGCACAGGAAUCUGGUGCAACUUCUGGGUUGGUGCCAUGAGAAAAAGAAUCUUCUACUUGUUUAUGAAUUUAUGCGUAAUAGCAGCUUGGAUUGCCAUCUUUUCAAAGGAAAAAGCUUAUUGACAUGGGAAAUGAGGUACAAAAUUGCUCAAGAUUUGGCUUCAGGAUUACUAUAUUUGCAAGAAGAAUGGGAACAAUGUGUGCUGCAUAGAGACAUCAAAUCAAGCAACAUUAUGUUAGAUUCAAAUUUCAAUUCAAAGCUUGGGGAUUUUGGGUUAGCUACAUUUGUUGACCAUGCAAAAGGGUCACAUGCUACCGGUUUGGCUGGAACUCGGGGCUACAUGGCACCUGAAUGUCUCAAAACAAAGAAGACCAGCAAGGCAUCAGAUGUUUUCAGCUUCGGUGUAGUUGCACUGGAAAUUGCAUGUGGAAGAAGAUCAAUAGAGCACAAAUAUGAGGAGGAUCAAGUUUCAUUGGUACCUUGGGUUUGGGAGUCAUAUAGAAAUGAAAGACUUCCGGAUAUUGCUGAUAAGAAGUUAUGCAUGAAUUUUGACGUGAAACAGAUGGAGUGUUUGUUAAUUGUGGGGCUCUUGUGUGCUCACCCAGACCGUAAUCAGAGACCAUCCAUAAGGCAAGUUAUUCAAUUUCUUAAUUUUGAGUUAGCUUUGCCGAAUCUUCCACCAAAUAUGCCUGCUUCCAAUUAUGAUCACAUGCUAUGUACGGCUGCAGCUGUAGGGUCAAGCCAUGCGCCUUCUCAGUCUUUGACUAUUCUACGUUAAUCCAUUUGUAAAUUUUAUUAAUAUUUUUGUAUGUUAUUCUAUAUCUGCCGCGUUAAAGUGAAAAUUAAUGCCAUACGGUAAUCUUUUUACUA